This is a messenger RNA of Eutrema salsugineum, 570 nucleotides long. Its product is annotated as ethylene-responsive transcription factor ERF027. NCBI's taxonomy places the organism in Eukaryota, Viridiplantae, Streptophyta, Magnoliopsida, Brassicales, Brassicaceae. Gene Ontology annotation, molecular function: DNA-binding transcription factor activity; DNA binding. Gene Ontology annotation, biological process: regulation of DNA-templated transcription. The coding region runs from base 4 to 570 and encodes 188 amino acids. The transcript has a single exon. The record is from RefSeq and is a predicted model, not a curated record.
UCAAUGGCUACUACUGCCGGCCGGAAAAAGGAUCCGGUAUACCGAGGAAUCCGGUGCCGGAGCGGGAAAUGGGUCUCUGAGAUCCGUGAGCCCAAGAAAACCACUAGAAUAUGGCUCGGCACUUACCCAACGGCAGAGAUGGCAGCAGCCGCCUACGAUGUGGCUGCUAUGGCUCUUAAAGGCAGAGAAGCCAUCUUGAACUUCCCCGGAUCCGCCACGUCAUACCCGGUUCCGGGAUCAACAUCUGCAGCGGAUAUUCGAGCUGCGGCGGCCGCGGCUGCUGCGAUGAAAGGAUGUGAAGAAGAGGAGGAGGAGGAAAAGGCCAAAAAGACGACUAGUUCUAGUAGUUUUUCGAAGUCAAGAUCGCGUGACUUCCACGUAGCUGGUGACAUGGCGUCUUCCUCGUGGUGUGGAACAGAGUUUAUGGACGAAGAAGAAGUGUUGAAUAUGCCUAAUUUACUUGCUAAUAUGGCGGAAGGGAUGAUGGUUGCGCCUCCGCCGUGGAUGAGUUCUCGGCCGUUGGAUGACUCUCCGGAGAAUUCUAACGAUGAGGACUUGUGGGGCUUUUGA